Messenger RNA from Cannabis sativa, 2989 nucleotides. RefSeq names its product pentatricopeptide repeat-containing protein At1g07590, mitochondrial. The transcript has 2 exons. Gene Ontology annotation, cellular component: mitochondrion. NCBI's taxonomy places the organism in Eukaryota, Viridiplantae, Streptophyta, Magnoliopsida, Rosales, Cannabaceae. The record is from RefSeq and is a predicted model, not a curated record. The coding region runs from base 1253 to 2836 and encodes 527 amino acids. Gene Ontology annotation, molecular function: protein binding.
GGUUUAACAAAAACUAUUGCAAAUAUCUACUCAGAUUAUAGGGACACAAACAAAGUUUAUGACAUGAAAUAAUGGCAAAUACAACAAAGAUGACCAAGAUUCCACACAAAAUAUUGCUACUGUUAAUUUUUGGAUCUUCAACACUAAUGCUGCUACUCCCAUUAAAACUCUCCAUGUAAGCAAUUUUUUCCAUAUUGUUAAGUAAAGAUUGCUCAUCAAUUUGAACCCCCUUAUUCAAGACCUUGGGUAUAAAAGACUCCUCAUCAAGAAUUUUCACAUUGUUCAGGUAAUAAUGCUCAUCAAUAUUUGAUGUUAAAAUGUCUAAAAUCUCUACUUCAAGCCUUCAAAUUGUUCGAAGGAGCCCGCGAACCACCACUUAAGGCCUUACACACAUAGGUGGGUCGAUCCACUUUCAUAAAUAACAUCCUUCAACCAACUGCGAAAAAAAUUUCAUUGGAGACGAAGAGAGGAGGAGACGAACAUAGGAGAAAGGAAAAAACUGGAGAAGAAAAAAAAUUAACCAAUUGUCUUCUUGGGAUCGAAUAUGUCCACGAUGUUUUGAUCACAGCAUGGUAUUGACAAGAGCGAUUAGGAUUUGAAACCCUUCUCAUUUCUUCUUCUCGUCGGUAACAAUGGCAGAUGGAGUCGAAUGGGGGCUACUCGAAGGGCUUCAUCUAGUUAGAGAGGGUUUUUACUUUUGGGGUAUUGAUUUUCUUUUGAUUUUACUUUUUAAGUUUUCUUUAAUAAAAUUGUAGGUUUAAUUUAUGUUUAGUUUGGUUUUAAUUGUGUAUUUGGGUGUUUUUAGUUUUUACUUGAAUAUGAAAUGGAUUCUCACUGGGAUUGCCACAUAGGACGGUUGGGCACUUACCAAAUAGUGGAGAGCAAAACAAAGGUUAGUUUAGCCGAUGAUCAGCGCAGCCACCAGCCGCCACCGCUUUUCUCGUUUCCAUUUACCUUCCAUGGCUAGCUAGCUGCACCCUGCAACCUCCGUCUCCAUCUCCAUGGUAGUGACCUUCAAUCAUACCAUUAUUGUCUCACUUUCUUUUUGUACCUUCACUCAUGGCCGACCAAAUGGCUACAACCUUCCACUCCCUCUUCUUCUUUUCCUGCUUAUUUUGGCCACUGCUGUUGUGUGACUCUAUAUCCAAUUUUAGAACAAUCUAUAAUUUGAAUGGAAAUCUUUUCAACUUUGAAAGUCUAAAGCCAACGUUUUGAGUUGUUUUGACGACCCAUUUCCACAAUUUUAAUAAGCAUGCAAACAAUAUCACUUAUGUUACAGCACAGACUCACUCAGUCAAUACGUCGAACAGUUUUCGUGCCAUAUUCACCUGCCUGCAAACUCCCUUGCAUUUUUGCUUUUCUCUGCAGCCAAGCGCCUGUUAACAUCCCAGAUGAAACUUUUGAUUUGAAACAGGAAGAAACCAGACCCUGCUUAUCUUAUAGAAUUGAGAAACUGCCUGGAGGCGAAGGCGUUUUGUCUGCUUUUCAGAGCUGGAUGAGAGAUGGAAAUCCUGUUCACAGGGGUGACGUUUUUCACACCAUUAAUCGCCUCAGAAAGCUCAAAAUGAACAAACGCGCUCUCGAGGUAAUGGAAUGGGUGAUCAGGGAAAGGCCCUACAGGCUAAAGGAAUUGGACUAUUCUUUUCUGUUGGAAUUCACAAUUAAGAUUCAUGGGAUUUCACAAGGUGAAAAGCUCUUUUCUUGCCUUCCAGCAGAGUUUCAAAAUGAGCUCCUUUAUACCAAUUUAGUAAUCGCAUGCUUGGACAAAGGUGCAAUAAUACUUUCACUAGCUUACAUGAAGAAAAUGAGGGAAUUGAAUCAUCCCAUGUCACACUUGGUUUUCAACCGCCUCAUAAUUCUCCAUUCAUCUCCCAGGCGUAGAAAGUUCAUCCCGAAAAUUCUCUCUCAAAUGAGAGCUGAUAAAGUGCCCCAACAUGUCUCCACAUUUAACAUUCUUAUGAAAAUAGAGGCCAAUGAGCACAAUAUUGAAGGGCUCAUGAAAGUUUUUAGUGACAUGAAGCGAGCAAAUGUUGAACCAAAUGAAAUAUCUUACUGCAUUGUCGCCACUGCACAUGCUGUUGCAAGGCUGUAUACUGUUGCGGAAGUCUAUGUUGAAGCUAUAGAGAAGUCAAUGACAGGUAAUAAUUGGUCAACGUUGGACGUUCUUAUAAUGUUGUAUAGCUUUCUGGGGAAGGAAAAGGAACUAGAGAGAACUUGGCAAGCUGUGCAAGAUUUACCUUAUGUUCGGUCCAAAAGUUAUGUGCUGGCAAUUGAAGCUUUCGGUAGAAUGGGCAAGCUUGACCAAGCUGAGGAACUUUGGCUCGAGAUGAAAUCAAGAAAAGGGUUGAAUACUACUGAGCAGUUCAAUUCUAUAUUGUCUGUGUAUUGCAGGCAUGGGCUUAUUAAAAAAGCAUCAGAAAUUUACAGGGAAAUCGGAAAACAUGACUGUAAACCAAAUGCAAUAACUUAUAGGCACCUUGCUUUGGGUUGCUUGAAAGCAAACUUGGUGGAGGAAGCCGUGAAAACUCUCGAGAUGGGGAUGGAUUUGACGACAAGCAACGUGGUCAGGAAUUCAAGCCCAUGGUUGGAAACAACUCUACUAAUAGUUGAGAGUUUUGCAGACAAGGGUGAUGUUGGGAGUGCUGAGAAGUUAUUUGAAGAGUUGAUAAGAGCAAAGUAUAGCAGGCAUACUUUUGCUUACAACACUCUAAUUAAGGCUUAUGUGAAGGCUAAAAUUUAUAGUCCAAAUUUCUUGAAACGAAUGAUUUUGGGAGGAUCUAGGCCAGAUGCUGAGACAUAUAGCCUGGUGAAACUUGCUGAGCAGUAUAGAAACUGAGUUUAGUUUUUUGAAAUGAUCAUAAGGAGGUUCAUUUUUAUUCUUCUUUUAUGUACAAAAUUCCGUGUUGUUACAAAUAGAAGACAUGAUUGAAUAAGCUUAAAAGGGAUAAAACAAUGGGGAAUUUACACAAUAUUAUUUUUUUUAGGUAAA